AUGAAAACCUCAAAUCGACAAGUCUCUCCCGAGACCACCACCAGUUUGAUUCGGAUGAAAUCAACCCACCUCACGGACAAAACGGUCUCCAAGGUGGCUGUACUUCCUUCACUCAUUCCCUGUAUAUAUGACCUUAUGGCUCUUCAGCAGUCACUCCUCUACCCGACGAAACCCUACUUACAGCCUUACAGCAACAAAGAUAUGGAAACCACAAAACUGACCGCUCAUCAAGAAAGCAUGGAUAUAUGGUCAUGGAUUUGUGAACUUCCCGACUCGGAAGAUUGGUUCACGGAGUCAACCUCACUCAGUUAUCAACUCACAAGUUCCAAACCAAUCUCCAACUCUACCCAGACGUCGAUUCAACUCAGAGCUGAGAGAACAUUUGAGCCCAAAUCGGAAGUAUCGCUAACUUUCUCAGUCGUGUUCCAAAAGUACUCUGAUAGUACAGAGGCUGAAGCCUCGACUGCUACCCUCUGGGUUUCUGACAAGUGUCACCUUGCUCAAGACAAGCCAUUCUUGCCUCUGGUCCUCCAACUCCUCCAGGAGAUAAUCUCCCGUUCACCCAAUGCCCACGACAGCACCUGUCCCCGCUCACAGCUCCAGAAGCUCAAACCCGAGCCCAUUGCAUGGAUUCUGGACUCGCACUCCCCCGAAUCCUUCUCAAGCUUCUUCCACCUCAUCUUCCUCGCCCGACUUUUCUGGAUAUGCGUGUUUGACGCACCAUCUGAAGUCGGUUCUCUAUACUUCCAUUCAUUACUCGCUCCAAACUUGGGUGCAUUCUCGUGCAAGCAGGCGCCGGUCUUGAGAACUUUCUUUGUUUCAGGAGGGACCGACGUGGAGCUGUGUCUCAUGCGGGCUUUCGGAUAUAUGCUGGCAAAAUCAUUGAUUUUCCGUCAAGUCGGGGGCCUAGAGGCAGGAUUAAAAGCGCUAGCGCCUUCUGCAUCUCAUCGUCUUGGUUUCUCAUACGCAACGGAGUCUCAUGGGCUGUGGAUUCUGAAAGGCUACACUCCAGUCACAGCCAUGGACUGCGUAACAUCGAAUCGAAAUCCUAAUAUGCAUCAGUUUCCCGUGAUUGAACCCAAAGAAUCUGCGCUAAGAUAUUCUCUGGGACAUCAGCAGCUGGAGGCUGUUAUUCAGCUGGAGUACAAAGUCGAAUUCUGUGAUGCGUUUAUCCGAGUUCACGCACUUGUGGACAACAUUCGCCUCCACGUUGUAAAGCUAGGAUUCAAGAGCAAGGAGUCGGGCGAUGAUGAUGAUGUUUUGAGAAACGAGAGGCAUUUUCCAUCACGGGUUCGAGUUUGGGUUGGGCCCGAGAUUGGGGCCAGUUACGUGGGUGGUUUGAGUUUGGGCCGGUCUACGGACAACGUGGAGAGGGAGGUGGAAAUCCAAAAAAUCUUCAAGGGCAGUUACGGGAAAGAGAUAAAACACCCAAGGUGA
Messenger RNA from Coffea arabica (coffee), 1437 nucleotides. NCBI's taxonomy places the organism in Eukaryota, Viridiplantae, Streptophyta, Magnoliopsida, Gentianales, Rubiaceae. The record is from RefSeq and is a predicted model, not a curated record.